Mobula hypostoma (lesser devil ray) is the source of this 7223-nucleotide messenger RNA. Its product is annotated as A disintegrin and metalloproteinase with thrombospondin motifs 19-like. Gene Ontology annotation, biological process: proteolysis; extracellular matrix organization. The record is from RefSeq and is a predicted model, not a curated record. The transcript is spliced from 23 exons. The coding region runs from base 455 to 3898 and encodes 1147 amino acids. NCBI's taxonomy places the organism in Eukaryota, Metazoa, Chordata, Chondrichthyes, Myliobatiformes, Myliobatidae. Gene Ontology annotation, molecular function: metalloendopeptidase activity. Gene Ontology annotation, cellular component: extracellular matrix.
UUAUAGCUAAUAAACUUAAACAUUACGUAUUAUAUAAAUCAUAAGCUUUGUUUGUAUUAAACUCUUGCACGAACAUCCACACACAUACUCACUCUGUGAGUUACUGUAACCAAUCAGGGCUGGAUUGCAGUUCGGGGGAAGCCCUUGGUGUGUGUGUGUGGUGAGAGCUCAGCUCCGCGGGACUCGAAUUCAUUCAUUCGGAAACUCAAACCAUGUGAGAUCGAGCGAGCGAGUGAGUGAGAGAGACAGACAGGGAAGCAGCCGCUCUCUGACUAGUACAUUUCAUUACUGUAAGAGCAGCCUUCCUUAACCUAUAAAAAAAAUACAAGGAAUCUAGAAACAGCCAACGCCUCACCGUUCUCAUUCUUAACCCAAAGAGGGUUUUUUUUUGGUUGCUGAUUAUAACAAGGAUUAUUUUUUAACAUUAAAUACAGGGUACUGAGGGAAUACAAGAAUGCUGCAGAGUCACAUUUCCUAUAUUUUCUAUCUACUGUAUUUCACGGAUGCAAUAGUUUCAGGUCUCGAGAAUUUCCGAGAAGAAUCUGAGAUCGUUUUUCCGGCCGUUCUUCAGGAUGGUAGAGCGUAUCCGGUACGGGGUGAACCGGCAGCUGGCCCCGGGAUAACAUCCCGAGAGGUGCGCUCCAUCUCCAACGGGGACGAGUACGAGUCGCAGGAGUUUUACCCGCGGGAGCUGCAGGCUCCUGCCCCGCCCGGCCACCGCGGCGCCGCCGCCUCUCUCUCAUCCUCCACCUCGCCCGCUUCCUCGCCCUCUCCCCCGGGGCUGCAAUUGAAGAUCCCGGCGUUUGGCAGGGAGUUGUACCUGAGCCUGACCAGGGACAGCCGCUUCCUCUCCGGUAGCUUCGCCGUGCACAGUCGCCGGAGCCGGCACCACAUUUCGGUGCGCUCAUACCGCGCCGAACACGCCUGCUACUACAGCGGCUUCGUGCACAACUCCAGGGGCUCCCUCGCCUCUUUCAGCACCUGCGGGGGUCUGAUGGGAUUUAUUCAGAUUAAUGAAGAGUUUAUAUUUAUCGAACCACUGAAUCAUACCAUGGCUGUAACAGGAUACGCACAUCGUGUGUACAGAAGGAAACGAUCGAUGGACGAAAAACCAGCUGAAAAACAGGCAUCACAAACUUUGUGUGGAAUUUCUGCAGAUAAAAGAAGAGCUAAAAACAAAAGGCAUUUGGACAAAGGAAGAGGCCGGAGGUACACAUAUAAAUUAUCUCCCGACUACAAUGUCGAGACUCUUGUUGUUGCCGACACAGCAAUGGUCAACUAUCAUGGAGCUGAUGCUGUAAGGAGAUUUAUCCUGACUGUGAUGAAUAUGGUUUUCAAUCUAUUCCAACAUAAAAGUCUUGGCAUACAAAUGAACCUUCGAGUGACAAAGCUUGUUCUGCUUCAUGAGAGUCCGGAAGAUCUUUAUAUAGGAUACCAUGGGGAGAAGAUGUUGGAAAGUUUCUGCAAAUGGCAACACGAAGAAUUUGGAAAGAAAAAUUAUUUCAUUAGUGAUAUGUCCAGUAGUUGGAGAGAAGAUUUACCUGCCAUUGAUUCGGCCAUUCUGAUAACAAGGAAAGAUUUCUGUGUACAGAAAGAUGAGCCUUGUGACACUGUUGGUAUAGCAUAUCUUAGUGGAAUGUGCAGUGAGAAAAGAAAGUGUGUUCUUGCUGAGGACAAUGGACUGAAUCUGGCAUUUACAAUUGCACAUGAGAUGGGUCACAAUAUGGGAAUGAAUCAUGACAAUGAUCAUCCAUCCUGUGCAGAUGGCCUCCAUAUCAUGUCCGGGGAAUGGAUCAAAGGACAAAAUUUGGGAGAUGUAUCCUGGUCACAAUGCAGCAAGGAUGACCUGGAAAGAUUUCUAAGGUCAAAGGUCAGUAAUUGUUUACUGCACACAGAUCCUCAGAGCCUCAACUCAGUGAUGCUAUCAUCCAAGUUGCCAGGGGUGAUCUACACAGCAGACGAACAAUGUCAGAUUCUAUUUGGUCCAACGGCAACAUUCUGCAAGGAGAUGCAGCAUGUUAUAUGUACCGGACUAUGGUGUAAGUUAGAAGGUGAACAAGAGUGUAAAACUAAACUGGACCCACCAUUAGAUGGAACUGAGUGUGAACAAGAAAAGUGGUGUAAGGCUGGUGAAUGUGUGAGUAAAACACCUCAUCCUGACUACAUAGAUGGAGAAUGGAGUAUCUGGAGCAUGUGGAGCAUUUGUAGUCGAACAUGUGAUGUCGGGGUACAUUUCCGGCAGCGUACAUGCGAUAAUCCCAGGCCAGGUCCUGAAGGCAAAAACUGUCAGGGUUCCCGUGUACAGUACAGGAUAUGCAGAAAUCCCCCUUGUCCGACAGGAGUAGCAAGUUUUCGAGAUUUACAAUGCCAGUCUUUCAAAAGACCAUCAUAUCAGAAGCAUUCGUUGCAGUGGUAUGCUGUCACCGAUAAAGAGGAGCCUUGUGCACUCUUUUGCUCUCCCCUGGGGAAAGAUCAACCGAUACUGAUCUCAGAAAAAGUGCUCGAUGGAACGCCAUGUGGUCCACAUGAAGCAGACAUCUGUGCUAAUGGCACAUGCCAGAAACUUGGUUGUGAUGAUAUACUAGGAUCCUCUGCCAGAGAAGAUCAUUGCGGAGUUUGUAAUGGGAACGGAAGAUCAUGUAAAGUCAUCAAAGGAGAUUUCAAUCACACCAGAGGGGCAGGCUACGUGGAAGCUCUAGUUAUACCUGCAGGAGCGAGAAGGAUUCGAGUUGUUGAAGAAAAACCGGCCCAUAGUUAUCUUGCUCUGCGGGAUACCAGCAAACAUUCCAUUAAUAGUGAUUGGAAGAUCGAACAUCCAGGAACUUUUAACAUAGCUGGAACAAUGGUGCAUUAUGUUCGAAGAGGAUUUUGGGAAAAAAUUUCUGCUAAAGGUCCAACCACAUCGCCUCUGCAUCUUAUGGUAUUGCUCUUUAAUGAUCAAAAUUAUGGCAUUCACUAUGAAUAUACAAUUCCAAUUGAGCCAAGACCAGGAAAUCACACUGCUAAGACCAGUGUACCUCACUUUAUGUGGACUCACUCUGGCUGGGAAGACUGCGGUGCCAUGUGUGGUGGAGGAGAAAGAAAAACACUUGUGACUUGCACAAAAAUCAUGAGCAAAACUACAACUAUUGUGGAUAACCGGAAAUGCAAGCAGCUGAGAAGACCUGAGCCACUAGUCCGCAAAUGCAAUCAGCAGCCUUGUCAGACCAGGUGGAUGAUGACAGAGUGGACACCAUGCUCACGUACUUGUGGUAAAGGAAGUCAAAGCAGACAAGUGGCAUGCACCCAGCAGCUCCGAAAUGGAACACUGAUUAGAGCUCACGAGCGAGACUGUCCCGGACCAAAACCUGCAUCAUUACAACGCUGUGAGGGUCAGGACUGUCUGACGGUGUGGGAAGCUGGAAUAUGGUCAGAGUGUUCUGUGAAAUGUGGCAAAGGGGCUCGACACCGAACUAUAAAGUGCACCAAUCCACGCAAGAAAUGUGAUUUAUCAACACGCCCAAAGGAGGCAGAAGAUUGUGAGGAUUAUUCAAAAUGCUAUGUCUGGAGAACAGGAGACUGGUCUAAGUGUUCCAUCACCUGUGGAAAAGGAAUGCAAUCACGAGUGAUCCAGUGUAUGCACAAAGUGACUGGAAGACAUGGAACUGAUUGUUUCCCAUCAGAAAAGCCUGCAGCUUAUAGACCCUGCCACUUAAAGCCAUGCAAUGAAAAAGUUAAUGUGAAUACUAUAACUUCACCCAGACUAGCUGCUUUGACAUUCAAAUGUUUGAAGGACCAGUGGCAAGUGUAUUGCAAAAUAAUACGCGAGACAAACCUCUGUCAGGACAUGAGGUGGUAUCAACGCUGCUGUGAGACCUGUAGAGACUUCUAUGCACAAAAGCUACAACAUAAAAGUUGACAUCUUCUUUUGUUGCAACAUUGAUCACCAAACUUAUUUUUUAUAAGUACAAUCUAAUUUAUAAAAAUACAGAACUACAAUUUGUUUAGACCAAGGUACUGAUGUAUUAGGUAUAAUUUAUUCAUUUUAAUUUAUUUUUUGUUUACCAAGAGUUUUUUGGAGUACUGUUUUCAAAAUCCAUAUAUUUUAGAUUUUUAUAUGUUAGGUGGGUCCAUUCUUUGCAACUAAUAACUUGACAAUUGUCAGAAUGUAGUUCACCCAUAGUGGGCCAUAAGUUCAUGGAUUGUGUUAAACCAGCUGGCAUUAACACUUACUGUAAACAUUUCAGAGACUGUAGCAAAAUAUUGAAGUAGUUCUCAUGAUACAAUCAGUAUUGACAAUGACAUUAAUUGCUUGAAACAACAGUGACUUGAGAGUAAAACACUGUGGAGCAUAACACUGAAUUACUUUACAUCAUUCAGGUACUGUCUACUGUUUUACAGUCAGAAGCAAACAUCAACCAUAGUACUGUAAAAUAAGUCACGAUUUGCGGUUUACACUUAGAAUUUUUGUAAAACAAUGCUGAAUGGAAUUGUGAUAAAUCACAAAUGCCAACUAAAUUUUUCAUGUGCUAAAUUUUGAGUUUAAAGUAUUAUGAAUUUCAUCUCUGCAAAUUAAAUUUUAGAUGCACAUAAGGUGUGUGAAGAUUUACCAAUGUUUAAUAUUUUCUACUUUAGUUCCCUUAUUUGUACAUUAAAAUACACAAAUAUAUGUACCUCCCCGGGUUAUAGAAGACCUGACUUAACAGAAAUCCAACUUUAUACCACUUCUCCCAUUAACAAGAUAGUGGUAACAAGGUUUUUCAAGGUAGCGGUAAUAAUAAUAAAAAGAAAGUUUUGUGGUAUUCAUUAACAACUGAAUACAGUAUUUGUUGCAUUAAUUUAAUUGUGGGGAGUAUUAGGGUGAAUAAUUAGUGAAAUGAAAGGAUUAUAGGAAGUGUAUGCAGAACGAUACUAUAUGGAUAGUAAUAAAAGACGGACGUUUCUGAAUUACGGAAAAAUCGGCUUACAGACAAUACUCAGGAACGGGGCCCUUAUGGAACCUGGGAACUGCCCAUACAAGAAGUUAUAUGAUAUAAAAGCAAAAAAAAAGUUCUGCAUUGGCUGAACUGUAAAAUAAUGCUAUAAAUACACAGCAGGCUUACAAAUCAUUAGUAAUGACAUUUUUAAAUUUUCAGAUACUUUAGGACAAGCUAUACAUUUCCAACAAUAUUUUUAAAUUAGCUAAUAUAUUUAUAAAGUACUAAGAUAAAGACAAAAAAGUUAAGCAAAUUAAAAUUGAUGGCAUUAUGCUGUAUUUGACUUGGAUACAACAUAAGAGCAAAAGACGCUUGUAUCACUAGAAAAGCAGUAGGGUGAACCACAUCUGCCAUCUUCAUUUCACCCUGACUCUAUGUUAACUUCCUGAGAUUUAAAUAAUAGGGCUGGGUCCCCAUAUUUAUAGCAUUGUAGUAGAACAUGGGUCCCAGUGAGAAAUCCCACAAGCUGAAUUCGAAUGACGUGGAGGGUCAACAUUUCUUUUCAUUUAGCCUUUCUCUGGAGUGUAUUGAGAUCCCUAUUCCAGCCAGAAGCAAUCUUUCUGCGAUCGUUUGUUCUUCACCUUGUGGACUGGAGACCCGCAGUGGGACAGUUGCCUGUUCUCAGCAGAAGCAAGUCCUUCAAGGGACCACGCAUUGAAUCAGCGUGGGAGUGCGCCCCAUUGACAUGCUACAAAACUGCAUGCAGAGGACCUGUCUGCUCAGGUUAACAUCCAGGAGUACACUUACUCUAGCUAGCAACUGGAUAAUGGAAGAAGACCUGCUUGGCCUGGGUCAACUCCAGCUUUUGACUCCUUUGCUAGAAUUUUGCUCUAUUUGUGAUAUUUCCAUUGAUGAGUAUUUUUUUAUGUUCAAUGAGUCACAUGUGACUCUCAAUGAAACUAACAGAGAUACACCAAAUUAUCUUGGUCUGCUAUUUUUAUGGAAGUAUUAAUUAAAUUAAUGUAAAAUACCUAUAUGAAAUUAAGAGGUCUUUCAGAGCAUAAUUUCAAGGCUUUGCUACACAAUGCUGGUUUUAACUGUAGUCAUUAUGUAGUAUGUUCUUUGCCUCCAUCACAUACCCCUGAGGUUUACAGCAGUUCGAUGGAUUAUGCAAUAACCCAUAUUUCUUACAAACUUAAUGGUAAGUUUACUAACACAUUAUUUUCAACACACAUACACAUUACAUUUCUAUGUUUUGAGUUGGGAGGUUUAUAAAGAACUAGCAGCUGAUCCUUAUUCUUCUAUUAUUCAGUGCAUCAGAGCUCCUCGUCCAGCUGGGUACUGCGUAUAAAACUAAAGUAUAUCAUUUUUUUAAAACUUUUGCAUCUUAUGAGUCAUUAUUUUAAACAUAACUAUCACUCUCUGAAAAAGUAAAGAUGGGUUGAUCUGAGUUUCAGGCUUCAAAAAUUAAGGGCUUGCUUUUUUAGAGAAUUAUGUAAAAUCUGAAUUCAGAUGACUUUAAGCGCAAGCAUCAAUGCUGUAUUCAGACUGUCAGUAAAAUGUAGCUUUUUAUAAGAAUGUUUUAUUUCAGAAAUGCUGGCUGGCUCUAUCUCUCUUGGCACCAUAGUUAACUUAAAUAGUAUUCUUCAGAAAAUGAACAAUAAAUCCUUUUCAAAGAGGAUGACUUAUUGUUUAUGUACACACUUUCGUUUGUGUCUAUGGAAACUCUAGUUACCUGACAUUAGUGAAAACAUCCUGAUUACAUAAAUUUAGUUUGUGGACAUCUACUCCAUGUGGCAGCAUACCAACGAAGCUGAAACACUUCAACUUAAAUGAGCAAGCUGUACUGAAGCUCCUUCUGUCUCUUGAUAUGCCCAGAUCUGGUGCAUUUUAACAGCUGGACUCUUUCAUAUAACUAAUAAAAAAUUACCCAGCUCUCCUCGGUUGCCGAUUUUUAAAUUGUGAACGAGAUGAUCAUUGACAUAUGAAACAAAACAAGAAGCUAGCAACAAUGGAGAAGCAAGAAUUUCUUAUCCAUUGGUUUCCCCUUUUAGUUUAAUAUUUUUCUUUAUUUGAAGACUAAAUGACAAAUUAUUUUAGGAAGAAAUUUCAUAUUAACUCAUCCAGAAUCAUAUAAAUAGUUAAAGAUAUUAUUUGGCAGCUUUCUGAAUUUUUUUUAAUUUUUACUUCGGUGCUAUUACUUGAAAUUAUCUUUAUAAAACUGUAGAUCUUAGAAGUGUAACAUUGAAAUAAUUCCCUUUAUUAUUGUCUUGCAUUCUUUGCUUUUAAUAAAGUUUUGAAGAAAUGCUGAGUGUGAUGGGAUUUGCA